UUAAAAGAUAUUGAAUGUGAAUUAGUGAAUCAGUGAAUUAGUGAUCGAUCAGUGAAUGUGAUAUGAGGAGUGACAGUGAUGUAAUAAUUAAUAAUUUAAAUAAUAAUAAUAAUUAAUAAUAAUAUGUUUAUGAAUCUGUUUUUGGUAAAUAAUGGUUUGCGUUAGCAGCAAUAUUAAUACGCGUAGUGUUUCAAUACAAGUCAAUCAAUUAGCUGGUUCUGGCAGCAGCGAUUUAAGUCCAUUAAUUAAAUUCAAUAAAAGUGUGGAUCCAAUGGAGACGACUCGAUCCCGAUUACGUAGUAUUGCAUUUGUGUGUGUUUUAUUUGCAUUAUCUGGUAUUGUUGGCUUUGGAUACUUUUGUCCAGAUAAGGUAUGUGCUUUAACGACCAGAGAAUCUGUUAGAGAACUACCAUUAACAUAUCAAUCGUUGGUCGGGCUUAGCUAUGAAGAUGUGUUGAACGAUGAUUUUACAUUUGACAUGGAUUCCCACGAUGUUAUGGUCUUUUUACAUAUUCAGAAAACUGGUGGAACAUCAUUUGGAAGACACUUGGUACAUGAUUUGGAUUUAGAACGGCCGUGUACAUGUCCUCGACGUCGUAAACGUUGUUACUGUUUUCGACCACACUCAAAUCAAAAUUGGUUAUUUAGUCGUUAUUCAACGGGUUGGAAAUGUGGUUUACACGCUGAUUGGACUGAGUUAACGGGAUGUGUGGAUCGUGCUUUAGACGAACACGAGGGCGAAUCAGCAAAACGACGUUAUUUCUAUAUAACGUUGUUACGGGAUCCAGUUGCCAGAUAUUUAUCAGAAUUUCGUCACGUUCAACGUGGUGCAACAUGGCGUAAUUCACGUCAUUUUUGUAAUGGUCGUACAGCAACCGUGGACGAGCUACCUCCAUGUUAUAGCGGUGACACCUGGAUCGGUGUACAACUCGAUGAAUUCAUGGAAUGUGGUUCAAAUCUAGCUGUGAAUCGACAAACUCGUAUGUUAGCCGAUCUCUCAUUGGUCGGUUGUUACAACACCACAUACAUGCCGAAGGCGGAACGUGAUCGUGUCAUGUUAGCAAGUGCAAAACGUAAUCUAGCAACAAUGGCAUACUUCGGUUUGACCGAAUAUCAAAAGAUUUCGCAGUACGUGUUCGAGGAAACAUUUAAUUUACGUUUUAGUGUACCGUUCGAUCAACACAACACAACCGUUUCAAGUAUUACCAUCAGUAAUUUAUCAUCGAAACAGAUUCGUAAAAUUAACGAAUUGAAUAAUUUAGAUUUAGAAUUGUAUGAAUUCGCUAAGAAAUUAUUAUUCGAACGCUUUCAUCGAUUAAAACGUCGCGAUCAUGAUUUUCAAUUACGUUUUAAUCAUUUGGGUGAGUUACCAAAUCGAAUUGGUGCAACACUUUUUAAUUGGGACAAUGUUAUUGAGGAUACAUCACCCAGUAGUACCGGUGAACAAUAAACUUAAGGAGAAGUGGGAAGGGGGCAAGUGGAGAGAGUGUUGGAGGGGGGAGGGCAGAUUACAUGCCUCGUUUAUGUGUAAAAUAGGUUUAAAUUGAUUUAUUUGUUGUUGUGUAUAAUAAAUUUAAAUGGAUGUCUGUACUACCACCUCCCCCCCCCCCCCAUCCACAGAACCCUCUUGCAAGGUGUUUUUAAAAAUGGUUGAAUAGGGUACGCUUAAAUCUAAGUGACAAUGUUAUAAGAGGGGAUACAUCGUCGAUUUGUACAGGUGAACAAUAAACUUAAAGGGGGAAGUGAGUGGCAGGGGAGGGGGCAACAGUGUGACAAAAGUAAGGAGCAAAGAUGAAUUACAUGCCCCAUUUAUGCAACUUAAUGUUUUUGGUGUAAAAUAAGUUUAAAUGAAUAUAAUGAUAAUGAAUUUUUGUACCCCCCCCCCUCUCGUUGAACCCCCUUUUAAAGUGAUUUUAAAAAUGGUUGAAUAGGGUACGCUUAGGGCUAAGUUUUUUUUUUUUUAAUUUAAUAUUUAAGACAAAAGCUAGCGCUGCAUUUUAAAAAAAAUUUAAUUUAUUGACUUUUAGAACGAUUUGUUCAAAAGUACUUUUUUUUUCUACAACGCUGAGAUGAGUUAAUGACAUAAUGGUCAUUAAUCGUGGAAAUAAAACUGGAAAAAAAAGUUUAACCCAGGAAUCGAUUCCUAGUCAAUUGAUUUUUAUGGAAGCCGAUGGAAAAUGUUUGUCUGAGUGUACUCAACAAAAUAAUAUUCAUACGAACUUCUUUAAAUUGGGACCGAAACGCUUAUCUUCUUUAUUCAUUUAUUUCAAGCUUACUCUCUUCAUUUUUAAGCUUAUUAUGUCUGGGUUUGACGAAAAUUAUACUCACAGUUUAAAUAUGUAUUGCUUAGAAAAAAACAGACUAGACAAAUAGUUUGAACGAACAAAUAUCAUUAAAU
Molecule: messenger RNA, 2398 nt
Organism: Chrysoperla carnea
Lineage: Eukaryota; Metazoa; Arthropoda; Insecta; Neuroptera; Chrysopidae
Gene: Hs6st
Product: heparan-sulfate 6-O-sulfotransferase 2
Exons: 4
Coding region: 152-1450 (432 amino acids)
Cellular component (GO): membrane
Molecular function (GO): heparan sulfate 6-sulfotransferase activity
Source: RefSeq, a predicted model, not a curated record